Molecule: messenger RNA, 1986 nt
Organism: Elephantulus edwardii (Cape elephant shrew)
Lineage: Eukaryota; Metazoa; Chordata; Mammalia; Macroscelidea; Macroscelididae
Gene: CFAP54
Product: chromosome unknown open reading frame, human C12orf55
Exons: 14
Coding region: 1-1986 (661 amino acids)
Biological process (GO): cilium assembly
Source: RefSeq, a predicted model, not a curated record
AUGGCUGCGCAGCGCGCCUCCUCCGUCCAUAUAGCCAAUGUUUCUCCCACGUCGCCGUUGCCGUCAGUACCACCGUCAACUCCGAUGUCCACCUUGACCCGGGUCUCAAAGUCGCCCAGGCAGUCAAAGACGAGCUCUGGAGUAGAGGUGUUAAGUAACAGUCCAAGGCUGCCUCCCUCCGCCUGCUCCCAGGACACGUUACCCCUCGCUGUGUUUUAUGGGCCCCUGGACGCUAAAAAUCCGCUUCUAGCCUCCUUCGAGAAGGAGAUCCGGGAGUUACUCGGCUUUAUGAAGAGAAAGGCGACUAUAGCGAUCACAGAGGAGAAGUUGCAUGAAUUCCAACGGCGUUGUACCACCUCUUUGUUUAAUAUCUGGACCAAAUAUGCCCCUCGGCUGCCAGUUGCCUAUUAUAAUCAAAAGCUUCUGAAGGUUGGAGAUAGCCUUUGUGAAAUGAAAUUUCACGCUUUAAACAACAAAAAUAUUUGCUGCUACCAGCUGGUCUGUGACAAUGAUGCAAACCUGCAGAAUAAAGAAUCUGUGGUCCAGUGUCUGCAAAUCUUGUCCUCUCUCAGACUCAUCAUGCAGGUGGCCCUUCCCCAGGAGCACCUGUCCUGGAUCGUCUACAAUGGUACCAUUUACAUUUACACUGUUUGCCGAAAACUGAUGGCCAGCGGUCAGUCUUCAAAGGUGUUAGAGUACCUCCUGUGGGCCAGUAUGUGCAUGGAGUCCUCCGUUCCGCUCCUGUCGGUCAGGUACUUGACGUGGAGGGCCACCCUCUACACUGCCGUCUGCCAGUGCUACUACGACUGCAAAAGUGGUGUUCAUGGGGAGGCAUUUGCUCGGCGUGCCUUGGGGAAAAUUGAUGAGUUGAGACAACUGGAACUAAUGAGUUCCACACAACAGCAGGAAGACUCUAGAAGAUAUUAUAGAGAGGCCACGAUAAAGAUGGCAGUGAUGGUCUUCAAAAGGGGAGUGUUUGAGUCUCGAAGAAAGAACAAAACCAUUUUUAGACCAAAGCAAAGAGUCAACCUGAAGGAAGUACAGACACUGCCGUGGCCACGGACCCUCACUGAACGGUUGUUGGAUGAGAUGUUCGACAGCAAUGCAGCUCGGUUUCUGGCCGUGUUGGAAGCUCUCUCGGAUUCACACAGGCGAACGCUGCAAACAGGACCUUUUGCUACAGAGGAAGUGGAGCUUCGUGAUGUUGUGGCCGAACUGUUUGUCGCAGGAAAGGAACUCUUAAUCGCUUUAAAUACUGACACACAUGGAAUGCUUGGAUUUUCACAAACAUCUUUGAUGGAAUGUAUUAUAGAAAGAAAAAAUAACAUUUCUCUAGAUGCUGCUGUGAGAUUUAUAAAGUUAGCUUUUAACUAUGAAGAAUGGAGUUUAUUUGAAUCAGCUGCCUCACAAUUUCUCUGCUAUCUCCAGAAGCAAGAUCAUCCAGAAGCAAAGCAAGCAGAGAUGGAUUUAACGCUUCUUCUUGCAAUAGAACCUCUAAUAAAUGUGAAGAAAAGCAAAGGUUUGGUCUUCCCUUUGGAAAGCUUCAAAGAGGGAGAUUGUAUUCAAGCAUUUACAAGAAAAGUCCCUAUUCACAGUGUUUGCAUGAAAACUCUUGGAUAUUCAGAAGAUAUUUUCCAGUUGGCAGCAACAUUAUAUUCCUGUCUCUGCAACUCUUCCCAGAAUGUUCAGCCUGAUAAGGAAAUAGUUGUGGAUAUGAUAAUGUUCCUGUGGCAGAGAUGCAAAUUAGGAAUUCAGCGACUCAAUAUGUCAAAAAAUGAGUCUUCAAAACUUACCCAGAAAAUCAAUACUAACAAGUGGGUUUAUCUUCUGUGGCUAAUAAAUGAAAUAAUUCAUUGCUGUAAAAUGGAAGACAUCGACAUUGUGGUGGUUGCGGAGAUCACUCUACGCUUAUGUGAAAUAUUGGAGUAUUUAGGAAACCACAGGAGAAAACAAAAAAAAUAUCCAGAGCUGGGCUUUGGUGAAUAA